AUGUACAACUCUUCGAGAGUAUGGUCUCCUCCACCGCCAAGCUACCGUACGGUUCGGAAUGAAGAAGCAGGUCUUAGUGAUGAACGCACCCCGCUGAAGCCACUAGCUACACGUGGAAAGCGUUUGGCUACGCUCAAAGUCCUGGCAUUCAUCUUCGUCGUGGCACUUCUUGCCUUCCACCUCGUUAGUGACUAUACCAAUACCAACCGUACAGACGUCCAAGACCGUAUACGCCGUCGCGAGGAUAUGGAACGAGCAAAGAGAAUCGAAGGUGAGGAAUUACGGAGGAAGCUUGCGCAUCAGCAGGAGGAUAAGAAGAGGCGACUGGCCUAUGAGGAGGAGGACAAGAGGAGGAAAGUGGAGAGGGAGAGAGAAGAAAGGACAAUCCAGGCCAGACUGGUUGCUGUGGCCCGUAGAGAGGAUGCCGUCUGGGCUAAAGAGGAUGCAAUACUCGCUGACGAGGAGCGUAGGAAGCGCGCAGAGCUGGUAUGGUGGGAUUUGACGUCGGAGAAGCGAUGUUUGGGGUAUGAGAAGAGGAUGUAUCAUGCGGAACUGUUGAAUGUACCAGCCAGCGAGGAUGCUCAUGGCUGGUGCAUGAAGACAAGCAUCGAUAUCCACGGUAUCACAUAUGAUCAUCCAGAACUUUGCACCUCGGAACUGAUAGAUGGAGCUGUGAAGACCAUUGGGCAUUGGACUGUCAGCUCCAACGAGCCGACAUGUAAGACUUGGUGGGGGGAUCAUAAGAAGAAGGAUUGCUUUGGCGCUCAUAAACGGCGGGUUGAAGCAAAGUUGUUCAACCAUCAAGAGCCUUGGGACAACUGGGCUGAGAUGUGUUUCUCUACUCCGUCCGAGUUCGCCUGGCAGAAGUUUGACCACCCUGAUACGUGUGAGAAUAAGGGAAGGGAUGGUAUCGUAGGUAGCUGGUUUAUCGAGGUCGAUGAGAGCGAGUGUCCGUGA
This is a messenger RNA of Guyanagaster necrorhizus, 957 nucleotides long. RefSeq lists its product as uncharacterized. The transcript is spliced from 7 exons. Bases 1 to 957 code for a protein of 318 amino acids. Lineage: Eukaryota; Fungi; Basidiomycota; Agaricomycetes; Agaricales; Physalacriaceae. The record is from RefSeq and is a predicted model, not a curated record.